Molecule: messenger RNA, 1558 nt
Organism: Pseudomyrmex gracilis
Lineage: Eukaryota; Metazoa; Arthropoda; Insecta; Hymenoptera; Formicidae
Gene: sicily
Product: NADH dehydrogenase (ubiquinone) complex I, assembly factor 6
Exons: 4
Coding region: 280-1206 (308 amino acids)
Biological process (GO): mitochondrial respiratory chain complex I assembly; biosynthetic process
Cellular component (GO): mitochondrion
Source: RefSeq, a predicted model, not a curated record
UGUUCCGUAUUUCGUUCCAAUUGUGUACCAUAUGACCGAAAGAGUAUAAAAAUUCAGAACGGAAUAGCUCCAAUAGCUCGUUUAUUUCCGACUAAGUGACUUCCUAUAAAUUUUUUCCGUUCUAUUUUUUCGAUCUGUUUGUGAUCGUGCCCUGAGAAGUGAGAAAUUUCACAGAAUGGCGUAUGGACUAGCUUAACAUGUCCACUGAGCCACAACAGCACCAAACCAAACCAAAGAAGUGAGAAAUUUGUUACAAUUGACAAGUUUAUCACGUGAAUAAUGAAUAAAACAACAUUUACGUCGAUUGUUGAACAAAGUAUACGAUUGCGAUUACGAUAUAAAAACACAAUUUCUACGAGACAGAAACAAAAACAAACUCCGUCUGAAUAUUGCCUACAGCUUGUUAGGAAAAAUGAUUAUGAGAACUUUCUGUGUACUUUAUUACUGCCUCAUGUAAUUAAAUCAGCAGCAUUUGCUAUACGUGCAUUUAAUGUUGAAGUAGCUCAAGUAGAAGAUCAAGUGAGUGAUGGUAAGAUAGGAACUAUGCGACUACAGUUUUGGACAGAUGCUCUGAAUGAUGUUUACAAUGGUUAUCCGCCAAGAAGUCCUGUAGCACUGGAGUUACACAGGAUUCUUCAACGACACAAGCUCUCCAAGCAUUACUUCAAGCGUUUGAUUGACGCUCGCUUAAAUAAGUUAAAUAGUUCAAUAUUUGUGAAUUUAGAAUCGCUUGAGAGCUAUAGCGAUUAUACUAUGUCAUCGAUCUAUUACUUGUUGUUAGAAGCACAAGGUACGAUGGAUAUAAAUGCAGAUCACGCAGCCAGCCAUUUCGGCAAAGCACAUGGUCUUGUCACUUUGAUACGUUCUAUACCAUAUAAUGCUAGAAAACGAAUUAUGGUGUUGCCGCAAGAUAUUUUACUGAAGAAUAGUGUCUCUUUUGAAUCCAUUUUUCAAGGACAACCAAGUCCAGGACUUAAGGAUGCAAUAUUUGAAGUUGCGUCUUGUGCCAAUCAACACUUGGAAAUGGCUACGUCGCUUAAAAAGGCAGCAAAAAGCAAUUUGGAUGUAAUAUUUUUGCCAACGGUUUGUGUGGAAAACUAUUUAGAGGAAUUGAGGAAAGUAGACUUUAAUGUUUUUCAUCCAGUACUUCAGAGAAGAAAAGGCACUCUUCCUUUACAAUUACUUUGGCGAAAAUUAUGGUCUUAGUGUGAUUAACGAUCCAAAAUAUAUUUAAGAUAGUAUAUAAAUAUACACCAACCAUUUCAAUAUAUUGUACUUUUCAUAAAUGUAGACAUGUGUGGUUCAAAAUGUGGACUCUGCAUCUGCGUCAUAGAGCGCAACUCCAUGGCUGCGUUCCGUUUCACGCAUAUGCGCGCAUGUAUCUAUAGUACACGUUACGUAUAGUAUAGAUAAAUGCGCGCAUAUGCGUGAAACGGAACGCAGCCACAGCUAUGUGUACCUUUGCUAUGUUAAGGUCGAAGCACAGACUUUUACAUAAUGCAUAACGCAUAAGAUAUAAAGGGUCUUCUACAAUGAGAUAUUAGUAAUAAAUCAGAAG